GUGACUUCACCUCGGUGACUGUGCACGGGCCACCUGCAAUUUGACAUGUGGGCUUUCUUCAAUGGCAACGCUGUCCUGCUCGACCCUCCAAUGCGAGGCCAUUCGGGGGAUUCGAUUUUUUGUGAGUCUCAGGGCUAUGUUUCAAUUGAGAAUGCCCAUUGCCACUCGUUUAUUUGACUCAACCUCUCUUUGAAUAUGGCCUUUCUCGAGGCUCUGAGGGGAGAAAUGACCCGUGAAGUGCUGGAGUCAUCGCUGGUGUGGCUUCUUAUCGCUGGUCGUUUCCACACCACCCUCUUUCGGCGAUCCGGCGAGCAGACUUCCUUCUGGGCCUCACUCAAAGUCCAUGCCGCCAUACACUGGGGUGUUAUACUUCUCUACUUGUUCUGCAAUGCCUGGAUGGCAAAGGUCAAUGCGGUGGUCGCCGAGCCUUACCUGGACGAAGUAUUCCAUAUUCCCCAGGCGCUGCAAUACUGUAAAGGCAGGUAUUACGAAUGGGAUGACAAGAUUACCACUCCCCCAGGCCUGUAUGCUCUAAGUGUGUUAUACCACAGGGUAUGGGGGUACUUGUGUACCACCCCGAGCCUGCGCCGUAUAAACCUUUACGGCAUCCUUCUCGUCGCACACUUCGCGUCGGUGACCCGGCAAUCCCUGGAGGCAAGAUCCGCGGGUGGUCGCCCCCCGUCUCAAACCCCAUCCUUCUACGCAACCCACGUUGCUACCAACAUUGCCCUCUUCCCAGCUCUCUUCUUUUUCUCUGCCCUAUACUACACCGAUAUCGUUUCGGCGCUCGUAGUACUCGUUUCGUAUCAGAACCACCUGAAGCGCCUGUCCCGAGAUGGGGAAAGUGGGCUCGCCAGCAGCCUCUGGACGGUUCUCCUGGGAGUUGCCGCCCUUUUCAUGAGGCAAACCAACGUCUUCUGGGUCGUGGUAUAUAUGGGUGGCCUGGAAGCUGUCCAUGCCGUUAGAUCGUUGAAGCCCACUUCGGUCGAGACACCGCAGUUCACGACACUUGCCAGCUUAGUAAGGUUCUACUCGUGGAGGUACUCUAUAGGGGAUAUCCACGACCCGCCAUUGAGCCUUGCGCGGAACAUCGACUGGGUGUUCUGUGUUCUCAGCAUCGCUAUCGCCGCGGUGUGUAACACUGCGAAGGUGCUGAGACAGAUAUGGCCGCAUAUUACCAUCAUGGGACUUUUCGUCGCCUUCGUUGUCUGGAAUGGAGGUGUUGUGUUAGGAGACAAGUCCAACCACAUUGCGACCCUGCAUCUUGCGCAGAUGCUGUAUAUCUGGCCCCUGUUCGCAUUCUUCUCGACGCCGCUUCUCAUCCCGACUGCGGCAUCCCUCGUUUCCAGUGUCUUGCAGACCACUUCACGGGUUGUCCGAUGGCAGAAGCCUGGUGAAAGGUCGAGGCCAACAGCCGCACAGGACGACGCGAGGAAGCCACCCCCCGUCCGGACAGAGCGGAAGAGCUCAGUAUCCAACCUUCAGAAGUCAUUGGCUCUCAUAACCACCGAGUUCUUGUGUCAGAACGCGUUUCCCCCAAUUUUCCUGCUAGGCGGUAUCAUCCUCUCAUUGGCGAUUGUCAAAUACAACACUAUCAUCCACCCAUUCACAUUGGCCGACAACCGACAUUACAUGUUUUAUGUCUUCCGCUACACCAUCCUCCGUUCGACCAAGGUGCGACUAUCCCUGGUGGCCGUCUACGCGGGCAGCGCCUGGCUGGUGUGGAACCGCCUCGGAGGGUGCCCAGCCACUCCCUCGCGCGAGACGAACCAUGCUAGUCCUACGGAGCAAGGCACCACCAUUCCCUUCAUCAGCACCCCUUUCCCGCCGGCAACCAUGAGGGAGAGCCAGGAGCACCCCAGAGCGGGAGGCCCACGGCUCUCGUCCCCCAACAACCGGGCCGCCGUACCUGCAGACGAAGUCGUCACUCUCGACGACCCGACCUCCACCUCGACCACAUCCCCCCCGACAUCCACCGCCCUCCUCCUGUUCCUCACCUCGGCGCUCUCCCUCGUCACAGCCCCGCUCGUGGAGCCACGCUACUUCAUCCUCCCGUGGAUAUUCUGGCGCGUGCUGGUGCCCGCCUGGCCCGCCCGCGGGUCUCGCGGCCCGGAGUCUCUCGGCGCCCGGCUGUCUCACGUCGUCCCGGGGGCGGCCUGGCUCCACCGGCAGGGCCGCAGGUUCGACCUGACUGUGGUGCUGGAGACGCUGUGGUUCCUGCUCGUCAAUGCCGGGACCAUGUACAUGUUCCUGUAUAAGCCGUUUGUGUGGAAGGGCAGUGACGGGUCGGUUCUGGACGGCGGGCGGACCCAGCGGUUUAUGUGGUAGUCCCCCGCCUUGUUUUGUCGCAUAUGACCGGCUGCUUGCCGAGCUGGGGUUCUGACUUCGGCCGCGGCUCAUCCUCGGUAUUGGUCAUUGCACGUGUGGAAGUGGAAAGGCUACCGAAAUAGAGAGAAGAUAAGAUCAACUUUUACGAUUCAUUGUAUGCAUGCUUGCUUGCUUUUCUGUUCUCUAAGAUGCCGUCGAACGGGCUUGCCAAAGUUAGGCCAUCUUCAAAAUGCCAACCGUACCAAGCGAGCGGUCCCUCC
Messenger RNA from Phialemonium atrogriseum, 2588 nucleotides. RefSeq names its product DIE2/ALG10 family-domain-containing protein. The record is from RefSeq and is a predicted model, not a curated record. Bases 196 to 2328 code for a protein of 710 amino acids. Gene Ontology annotation, cellular component: endoplasmic reticulum. Lineage: Eukaryota; Fungi; Ascomycota; Sordariomycetes; Cephalothecales; Cephalothecaceae. The transcript has 5 exons. Gene Ontology annotation, molecular function: dolichyl pyrophosphate Glc2Man9GlcNAc2 alpha-1,2-glucosyltransferase activity. Gene Ontology annotation, biological process: dolichol-linked oligosaccharide biosynthetic process; protein N-linked glycosylation.